GGUUCUAGCAAGUCUCCAACUGAUGAACUCAGUCAUCAUGCCCUUCCUAAUAGCAACUCACAUGGCAGCAGUGAUCGCCAUAGUAAACCCAAUCACAUCAACAAUGAUGAGGUAAGGUACCAUAUUCACUUGAGGGAUGGCUGCGGGGUUUUUUUAGUUUAGUUUUUUUUUUUUUAACAGCUCUAUUGGGUGUCAUUACCUUAUACAUAAUUAGUUACAUAGAAACAUCUUUGAAAAAGAAAUAAAAAAAUGAAAAUAAAAGGAAAAAAAGGCAUUAUACCCAAAGGGGCAAGCACAAACGAGACCAUAAGGACCCAUACAAGGUACUGCCCAAAAAGAUAGUAAAAAGAAAAAAAGCUGUAAAUGACACAAUUAUAUCAGCAUACAUGUAUAGAAAUAGCAAAACGUGCACGAUCUUACCAGUGACCAAGUGCAUGGGCACCCCAUGUCAAUUAAUGUUUUUUGCAAAAGACUUGUCAGAGUUUGUUUCAAAAAGUUUUUGAAGAUGUCGAUACUGGGGAGGCUGCUUUUAGGCACAAAUUUACAAGUGAAGUUUCUUAAUUUGACUAUCCUAUUAAAGUAAGAGACCUGAAAUGUGGAAGUUGUGCAAAACAAACUUUUAAGUUGAAGGAUUGCUUUGCUAGUAUGGCCAUGAGUUACCAAAGAAGCAAAGUCAGGGCUGUAGCUAGCAUGAGGCAAGACGAGGCAGUUGCCUCGUCUUGAUUUUGGCCUUUUUUUUUUACAGCAGUUCUGUUUUAAAGAGAUGGGAUGCCUCUGGCCACAGACAGAUUGCCUUAGCUUUCAGUAAAGAAUAAACAAUGGGCAAAAAACUUUCACUUUUCUAACUGUUAAGGAAGAAGUCUACUACUUUUUAUCGUGAAAGUUAGUGACUUCUUAGUCCUACAAGUAUAAGAGAUGGCAGUAUUAUGACAUGGCUGUCUCAUAGUUGAAGAACAUAAGCAAGAGUGUAUCGAAACAGAUAAUUGAUAAGUGAGCGUGAUUCUGUAUAAUCAUCUAAGAACUAACUUCAAAAAAAGUGUUACCUAAGACUAAUUAUCUACAGUAUAAAAUCCAUAAACGUUGGCUACUCUCAUGGAUUCUUUUUAUUGUUAUAAUACGUGCUACAACAUUUGAAUGCUUUAAAAUACAGAUGGUCAUUAACUUGGCACCAGUAUCGCUAAGCAAUAAAAAAGUGAACUUCUGCACUUGCCCAAGAUUGACUUUUCUGAAGAAAAAUGCCACGCAAAAUGCUUACAAAAGCAUUUCUGAGCCCCUCAAUUUCAAAAUUUUCAGGGGGGCAUGCCCCCAGACCCCCUAGCGGCUCGCGCCUUUGGCGCUCGAAACUUGCCUUGUCUUGUUCUGAAGUCUGGCUAUGGCCCUGAAAGUUAUGUAGAUUUAGAUCUGUUUGCCCACACAAACAUUUGUAGAAAAUAUCUCAUUAAGCUCUCUAUCAAAUAAUAAUGGUAACAUGUCCAGUGUAAUACAUGUAAGUCUUUCCUUGUAAGACAUUUCUCUGAUAUAAGACCGCAGAAUCCAUUGUGUGGCUCCUUGAAAGCCCCAAUCAAUUAUUGACUUCCUAGGGUUCUCCUGGCUUACAAAUCUACUUUUAUACAUACAGUGCCUUUCAAAACUGAGAUGACAGUCUUUUUGGAGUCUUGGUCCUGAACGAACCAUAAUUCUCACAGGAAUUGACUGUUGAGAAUUGAAUGUCAAUAAUCCAUCUUUGCAAAAUUGAGUCUUAGUUCUCAAAUCAAUUCAUGCAAAGGCUAAAGUAUCAACUGUCAUCUUUCUUUUGAACUGUACAUCUACACUGUUAUAUGUUUGUGUCUGCUGUGCAUGUGAAAGCAUAAACUACAUUCCAGGGCUGCAAGUGUUGCAUGUUAGUUUCAGAUCAUCUUUUCUUAUUGUUCUGGGGGGGCAAAUUUUUGGAAGAUCAAAUGGCACUAAUCCGGGGUUAAAACUUUUUAUCCGGUUUAUUUUUCUUUUGUUCCAAAGCAUUUUCUCGGAUAAUUUUCUCCAUUCUGUUUAGAGCAUCCAACCAUCAAAUUGUAGGCAAAAAGAACUUAAUUUAAUAUUUAUCUUUUUAAGCUUUCAUAUCGCAAUUCAAAUUUUGCACUUUCCUUGGGUUGUCUUAACCCCAUCCCUGUUUGUUUUGCAGGUUUUUCCUUGGUCUCAACACACCAGUUCUUCUGGAAAGGUGUAUUAUUACAACUGUAAAACAGAAAAAUCCCAGUGGGAGAAACCAAGGGAAUGGAUGGAAAGGUAACAUAUGCAAGAUAUUUAAUUCCUUUACUCCUAAUAGUACCCUACAUGUAGGUGCCAGUGCUUUCUUUUCCAAUAAAAUUCCUGGUUGCAAGAGUUUCCCAUCUUGUUUUCAUGCAAGGUGCGGAUCUUGUAUCUCACCAAACCAGUUUUGGGGCUGAUGUGCAUGUUUGUUUUCAAUAAGUCCGACAGAUGACUAGAUUUCCCAUUCUAGAGCCUCUUGUUGAAGGGGGGAUCUAUUUUGUGUGCCUCCUACAUGCUUUAGCAAAAGUUUUGUGUUUUGGGAAAGAACAUUGCUCUUCUCUUCUUCUUCUUCUUCUUCUUCUUCUUUUUUUUUUAACUCAUACCCAAGGCUGUGCUCUAAUGGCGCCCAGUCGCCUAGGUGACUAACAUUUCGCUUCAGGCAACUGAAAAAAAAUUCUCGGUCGUCCUGCCGGGCACUCUCGCUUGUAGUGCAGUGUUCAGUUAAGUGGGCAGAAAAAUUAAACAUACUAGCGUUGGCUUGUUGAGUCAGAGUUUACUAAACCCUACAGAAAAUGUUUUUACAAAUAUUGAACGAAAGUAACGGGCGCGCGUCGAUGUUCAAAGGUCCUUCUGCAUGAUUUCACAUGUAACAUAAUAAUAAUUUGAACGUGACAAGCGGCACGGAUUGAAUUGUACUGCAACUUAAAAUAGUUUCAGAAUUUUUUCUUUCAGAUAGAAUGGUUUAUUAGGUACAGUCUUUAGGAGAAACUGUUAAUAUUUUUCUGACAAGUGUAGAGCGCAGUUGGCAACGUGGAGUAAUUUAUUUUUGCAUGAAACGGAAGUUGCUGUAUUGACCAGUAUGCAAAUUUAAUAUUUUUAUGGUUUUUGGCUGUUGUGUCUGCUUGGCUAAAACAUAACUUAUGAUCGUUUUCUUCCUUUUGCAUAAGAUGACGAAAUAUGAAAAGAAAAGAUAUGAUCGUUCUGAUCGUUUUUAUUGUUGUUUAAGAAACAGGGCAGUUCCAUGUUGUCGUGGCAUUGUACGUAUCGAAAACUAAAUUCGCACGCAUGCAUAUAUUUUUCUUAGAGCACAGCCAUGAUACCCCCAUCAUGCCAAAGCUUCAUUAUGCAUAAGGACUGUUUUCCUUAAUGGACACAGUGAAAACAUACAUGCUGUAGUUGCCUACUUACUUAUAUUGAUUGCAAAUUUAGUUAAGCUUUUACAAACACAAGUUGACCAUGAGGUCAUAACUUGUGCAAUAAAGGUAUCUUUCUUGUACCAGAAUCAUGGUUUUACAAGAUCAGCUUAGCGUUUUUCGGGUGUAAAUGGGCUGACAAAGUAGUGCUUAACUCAUUGGUUGAGAAGAUAAGAGAGGAAGCUCAUCAAUAAAGGCUUUUGUGAUUGCUCAGUAAUGAAACACACCCUAUUUCAUUACCUUGACCCUUCAAUUAGAGAGAGAAGAGAGAAAGAGAGAAAGGAAAAGGAAAAACGGGACCUUUUUGGAAUCAAAGAUGGAAGAGACUCUAGCACCCACAUCCACCGAGAGCAGCUUGCUUCUUCAAAGCCAGGCAAAUGUGAGUAUCAAUAACAACAAAUUUAAAAAGUUGUGUUUAUAACUGUGAUUAUACUCUUAUAUAGAAAAUAUAUAGCUACUCGGAUUUUUGAAAACUUUACCAGCAAAUGGACCUUUUGCAUCCAACAGUUUCUUUUCUUUUCUUUUUUUUCGGCCAAAAUAGCCAUUAUAAAAACUAAGAGUGCAACCAUUAGUUCUUUCUCUUCUUCUCAUUUCUUUCUCCUCGCUAUUUAUUUCUCUCGUUUCCUUUUCCUUCAUUAGUGUGAUUUUGGAGCUUAUGGGGCCCAAAAAACCUGCCUUUUGAUGCCUUUUCACUCAAAUGAUAGGCAGCAAAUUUUGUUAGGUUGGUUUUCAAAAAAUCAACUGGAUAUAAUUAUUUGAUUUUUUAUACUCCACUUUGAGGAAGGUGAGACAUAACUUACAAGCUACAAAAUAUGUUUGUUGUACAGUUCAGGAUUGUCUACCAUAAACUCAUAGUACCUCCAAUGAUAUUGGCUCAUCACCCUUCAACACAGAUACAAACACACAAAGCCUCAAAGAUACAUAUGCUGCUCAGACCACUUGCUUUGCUCUACAAAACACUUAGGUUACAAAUAAUUGGCAAGGCACUGUUGUGUUAACCAUGCAGCCUUGAACGUUCUGAAUGUUAUGUGUGCCAAAGUUAAGAACUUUUUUUUAAACCUCUCAGGUUGAUUUGGUUCUUGGAAAUGACAAUUUGUUAGUUAACUAUGUAUAUGUAUGCAGUGAUCUACUUAAUAGCUACUUUCAGUACCAUUGCUUUAAGAGUUGAGUCCAUAAAGGAGAGCUUUUCUUGUGGAAAAGUGAACAACGGUGAUUGUCUCAAUAUGUAUAAUGAACCCAAUGCUACACAGAAAGUGCUUUGUGAGGUAUUUACGCACCCAUUGUUUUUGUAUCAGAAAUCUCAAUUAUUUGCUGGGGCGCACCCUCAUUUUUUCCAUUUCUGAUAUGUUAACAACUGGUAUGUAAAUACCCUAUGUAGACACUUUCCUUGAAGUACUCCAUAUUUCUCAACUAACACUGAACUUCCCUUUUGGCGUGGUAAAUUAAUAUUAAAUUAGACUGUUUGUUAGUGAAAACAAAAUAUGUAAUGUGCAUAAUAGUAAGCUUAAAUGUUUUUAAGGCAUGAUUUUCUAACACACAUUUUUAAAGUCUGAGACAAUAAUAUUAUUAAUCUGUCCAUGCUGCACUUACAGUACCAUUCAAAAGUAAGUUGACAGUCCAUUGGGAGUCUCAAUUCGCGAUUCUCGAUUCCUUCGCUAAUCAAGAAUCGAGAAUCAAGAACAAGCUAUCGAGAAUCAAGUCGAGGAUAGAAUGUCGCAGAACAGGAAACAAAAGAUUCACCCAUGACUGAUAUUUUACAAAGACAUACAGCUGCAACACAACACAGUAUGGUUAUAUUCGCGCAAGCGACUGUAUGCUCGAAAAAAGACCAAUUCAAGUUAUAAAGCAAAUGUUUCCUCAAAGAUAUCUGUAUCAAGCUUCAUUUCCUCAAGUAAAGUUUCAAAUGCCUGCUCCAAAUGCAAACAAACGGUGUGUACUCGUCUACAAGCAACAGUAUGUUCAUUUUGUAACGUCAAACGAUUCUGGGCUUAUCUUCCACUUGGCUUGAUAAAGAUCAGCUGUAACAUACUCGUCCAUCCAUAACAUGACUAGUCUUUUGCCCUGAAAUUACGUUCGUGAUCCUCAAAUCCUUUUGAGAAACAAUGGUUAUAAUUCUACUGGGAAAUUUAGCACGUUCUUGAAAGGUUGAGGCCUUUGAGAUAAUCUCAUAAAAUCCACGAUGGAACAUGAUACGCUUAACUUUUUUGUUGCCUAGCACGUGACUGCUACUACCGACUACUGUGAUAAAAAAUUGCGCGAUGUUAAUUUCAAAAGCGGUGUGUAUUGCACAAGACAAAAUAUUGUUCUCAAAGCUCUUAGACGUUUCUGAAGUUUUCUGAAGCUUUACACAUAUAUUCAAAUUGAAGUUUUAUGUAUGCAAUCACGUCUCAUAAAAAGCAAAGGGCAAAAUAUCAAACAGAGAUGCUACGCAUAUCUCGAAAACAGCAAUUCUGGUGAAGAGGUCAAAUUACAAGUAAAGUUUCCAGCGGAAAAAACACCCUCAGACUGUAGACACCGAUAAUCAGACAUUCAUCUUCAGUAAUACCGAUGGACAUUCACAAAGAGGCAAUCGAAAAAAUAUAGGCAAGUAAAAUUCAAAAGCAACGAGAAGCACCUUGAGUCUUUGUGUACUCAUUAUCGCGUAUUUAACAUUUAUUUACACAAGCUUCCUUUUGCUUUUAUUUGGAUUUUACAGAUAGAAAGUCAUGGAUUGCUUUUCAAGUUCAACUGUUACUGACAACAUCUGCUAUUUAAAUGAUGAAAAAUGCCAUUCGCACAUUUUUGAGAUUUCGACAUAGAGUCACCUGGCUGAGCCAUGUGAGCAAAUGCAAAUGUCAACUGCUACUGUAUAAUUUGCGUAGUUCAGGAAUUUCUCGCAAGAAUCAGAAGCUAAGUAGACUUUGUUAUUUAAUAGAGUAGAAAGAAUUUUUUUGACGUGAGGGAAGUUAGAAGAUUGCUCAAAACUUGAGCAAAGGUUGUAGAUUCUCGCAGCAAUCGAGUAUCGAGAGCAGAGAGCAAGGUACUCAAAACCCUUCACAUGUAUAAUCAACUAUAUACAAAGACCAUUCAGGUUUGAUGAGUCUCGCAGGAAUCUAGAAUCGAGAUGCGACAAUCAAGAAUUGAGUCUCGAUUCUCGCGAGGAUCGAGAAGCAAGUGUCAACUUACUUUUGAAUGGUACUGUACUGUAAUCACCCAUAAUGAUUGUCACCCAUUUUAUUCUCCUCCCAGUACCCAUGUAGUUUCAAUCUAUCUGGAGAGAACUAAGCAUUUUAGAUUUAAGUACAAGUACAAGAAUGACUACAACUACACCACUUUCUGAAAUAACUGUAAUUUUACACCAGUCACAUGCCAGAAAUUAAACACUCCUUGCUGUUGCUUGUAAUUAGAAAGGAGACUUAAGGUACAUGUAUGUGAUUGUUUUGCUUGAUGAUCAGAAGUUACUCUCAAACUAAACUUAAAGAGUCAUACACACACUCAAAUCUUAAAGUUGCAAUAAUAUGGCUCAAAUCAUUUCAGACUUAUCUCCUUCAAAGAGUGCUCACCGAGAUUAUCACAGCUGCCUUGAAAAACGAGAAAGUAGCCAUGGUAAUCAUACUGAGUCUAGGAAUAUGUCCACUGAUCACCGAAAAGAUAUGCAAAGACUUAGUGAAAGUGACAGAGAAAGACAGGUGGUCAAAACUUGUUCAGUGCAUACCACAGCUCUUCCCACUGUCGUGUACAGGUAAGUGUACAUCAUAAUGUACCCUUUCUCUCUUACCUCAAAACACCCUAAAUCGAUCUCUUUGCUGACCUAUCAACACUGAAACUUUUUUCUGAGGCAAUAUAGAUUUUUCUCAUACGACACAAUAUCAAUCUUAUUUGAGCUUUUAUUACUUAGCAGGCCAUCUGAUAUUACCCGAUGGUGCGAUUUCGCACAAUUGACCUCAAAUCGCAUCCGGUCGCACAAUUUGAGGAAAAUCACAUAAUUCGUUAAAAAAAUGCUAAAUUCAAGUAAAGUAUACAAUGAAUUCUAACUCUAAUUAAACAUUUUCCCAAUCGUAAUGUUAUUUAAGGUGAUUUACCACUUAAGAAAGCCUUGCAAGGCAUCCAAAACCUUUGAUAGUGGUAUCUGGGCAGCAUUUUGAUUUCAGAGACAAGCUGUGUGGUCAGCGGUGCAACGGCAUCAUGUAAUAUUAAGCAAGUGUCGUUUUUCUUUUCCAGGUCAAAAUAAUCGGACAAAUUUAAAUAUUUUGCUUUAAAAUAGAUGUUUUAUAAUUCCUUUACAUUCAAAUUGCCUGUUAAACAACAUUAAAGUGGUUUUUCUUCUUUAAAACUUGGUAAAACAAUGUAAAUUAGCCCUGUAAAAAUGGCGUAAUUUAUCGCAUAAUAGUCCUAUCUUUUCGCACAAUCUACCCUGAAAAUAUUGCACAAUUUCUGAUUUUUUAUCGCACCCUAUCAGAUGGCCUGACUUGGUGCUUUGAAAGCAUGAUUUGAAAUGAUUUUGGAAGUUUAAAUUAUUUAGUGACACCUUUGCUUAAGAUCCCUUUAUGUUCAGGAAUUACUGUUCAAAUUGCAUAACUUUGAACAAGUUUGUCAAAAGUUACUUAGACCCCAGUGAUCUGUUAAUAACUGAUGACCUCUGCUUAAUUACCCAUUUAUGUGGUUUAGGGGAGAACUUGAUAACCAAUCACUUCUACUUAGGCAUGUACAUAAUAAAACAUCAUCAUUAACCUUUGUUCUGCGGGUUUAUUGUUCUGGCAACAUCAGCAUUUUUUGAAUAUUUUGUCCAUAAGUAGUUUUACACUGAAACUGUCUCCUUGUGUUUUGCCCUUUACAUCAUCACCCUAGUGUGACAAUAAUAUUUUGUCCCUUGUUGGCUGUUCUGCCCUACUUUACCAACUCACUACUCUGACUCUCUGUCUCUAAGGAAGUACAAAACUGUUUUAUUUUUGGACAAAGCAUUGUGAUGUUAUAGUGACAGGUAUUGAUGUUGCUGCUUAUUUUUUUGUUUUCUGUAAGGUCUGUCCCUGUUGUGGCAAAUGUCAGAGGGGAAACAGUGGGUAAGUUUAGUGGACCAUAGUAGACAGUCUCACUUAACCCUUUUGUUCGCAAUCGUACUAAUUCGUUCGAUCAGAAGGGGUCUGCAGAAAAAUGGUCAGCAUGCAUUUGCAUGAGUCCUGGGUAGCCUGUGGUGACUCGAUCGAGAAAGAGAACAACAUGGGCGACAUUUUGUGUCUGUAUGAUCAAUUAUGGUCAAAUUUUCGAUAUUUUAUUGACCUCAGCAACACGCGAACUCAAAAAAUGGCGACGGAAGACGAAGAUCUUUCAGCUGUGGUUAUAUUUUUGGGGAUUUUUGUCGGUAAUGGUUGUGUUUUUUUGAUGAGUUCUUCAGCAAACUACGAGGCUUAAGAUUCAAACAGUUGAACUUUUAAGUGUGUGGUGCUGUUGAGGAAAGGCGCUGGGUUUAUAGGCUUGUAAGGUAACUCCAAGCAAAAUUUGUCAUUUUACAAAGAAACAUAUGCAAAUAGCGCCAUUUUGUAUCGACCAGUCAAAGGUUUUAGCCAUUCUUUCGUAGUUUUAACAGUGUUUAUUCUGCUUUCUUGGUUUCAAAAUAAAGCUUGUGUAACAGUGUCCACUUGUGUGACAUUGUAUGUGUUGUCCACGAGUGUGCUCACACGGUGGGUGGCUCCUCCUAAAAUGUUCUGCAAUUGGUAUAGGAUUUAAUGGAGCCGAAACCAAUUGUGGAAUUGCACGCAUUUUAGGCAUCCUACUGAUGAACAGUUGGGACAUGUAGAUACAUUUUUUAGCAACUACUAUAAUUUGCAGUCUGUCUAAUUUGAAUUGGAUCGAUCUUUCUUACUGGCUUUUAUUUAUGUUGCUGUGUGGAGUAAUCAUACGGUGAUAAACUUUAAAGGCAACUAUUUUGAGACAUAUUUUUGUCAAGUUUUUAUUUUAAAAAAAAAAUUCUCAAAAAUGGGAUAUUUGGUUUUCUAGUACCAAAUGCAUGGUAGCUUCAAAUUAAUGUAUCCCCAAACAGUCUGCAUCAAUUUUUGACAUCAUACUAUCAAGAUCGAUGCCAAGAAAUUAAUUUUUUGUUGGUAGUAUUUUUAGCGGCCUUUUCCUUCCCAGGAACUUGUGAACGAAAGGGUUAAUGAAUAACAAGCUUCUAUUAUUGUGUCAAUUGUCUGUGAGAGUAUGGGCCAUAGAAAUGGUAUGCUAAAAUGUGACUCAUUACAUCACUUGCCUUAAUUUUGUACACUGUCACUAAAACUGAAUAAUUAUGUAAUGGUUGUGCUUGAAACAUACCAUUUUUUUUUGUGCCUUUGUUUCAGUUUCCCCUGCAGGAAGUUUACAAGAUGUUUCACCACCAACCACACCAUCUUCACGACCCAACUUCUAUGACCACUCUUCCCAUACCCCAUCACCAAAUGUAUUAACUGCAGUAUCACCACAAGUGUCACAGCACCAUGGAGGCCCUUCACCUCAUGGUCACUUUCCUCAAACUGCAGCCCAGUUCCCUUCAAGACAUGCAGUGUCUCUAGCUCAGAAUUUAUUUCCCCAAGUCCCAGUAUCUUCUGUUCCACAAGCAUCACAGCAGUAUCCUUUUGCACAGCAACAAUAUGGAAUUGCACAACAAGGAGCACAGCCUCAAAUGAAUGAUUAUAGACAGUAUCCUCAUGUUAAUUGUAGUGGGCCACCUGCUGCAACAGUACCUCUUGCAAUACAGACACCCUCACCACAGCCAACAAAGUUUAAUGCUCAAGUAUCUCCUCAGCCCGUUCUUCAUCCACUUCAGCAGGCAACACUAGUGCUACAACAACGAAAGAUGUCAGAGGUUUGUUAUUUUUUAUUGGGCUCGUCUUAAGUAGUGACUUAACCUUAUCAGCUGGCAAGUGUUGGUUUAAUAAAUAAAAUUAUAUGAAUUCAUAUAUCUGUCUGGAUUUGCAAAAACAUGGCUACAGAAAUCUCUCUUAUAUACCCUCUGACUGAGGCUUGUAGUGGAGCUUGUUUUUUUUGUUUUUUUUCAUAGUUACUUUUUAUUUAUUUAAUCAGUACGGGAUAGGCCACGGUAGAUAGACUUUGAUUAGUUUCUCGUGGGUUUUUAACCUACCGGUAUUACCCACCCACCCCCCCCUCCCAAAAGAUGUUUUUCAUAACUUGCCAUAAUUCUCUCUGUAUGUCAGUUUGAAAUCAGCGCACAUAUUAGACUGAACUUGGCUCUCAUAGUGGGUCGUCUUAGAGUUUUUUGGCUGCCUUGAGCAAAGUUUUCUGGAAGGCAUCAUUAAGCCUUAUGAAGGAACAAUUUCGUCACAUUUCGGGUGAAAGACUGAUCCUGGGCUUGAGAGGGAAAGAUUGGAUAUUGCGACCUUUGUUGUUGGCAGUAACAAGUCUUUGGUCGCACAAAGUAGGUCCUAAGGUUGAAAUCUUUUAGGCAAGAUGGAAAUUCAUGCUGAUUUCUGACCAGGCCAAAGACUUAGUAAAAAAUUGUGUGGACGGCGGGGGCUGUAUGUCUCCUUUUCAACUGCUGGUUUACGUCCAGGGUCUUGAAUUAAUGGACUGUCAGUGAGUCGAGAAAAGUUCCAUGUGACGAUUUAUGUGGAGAAAGCAAGAGUUUUACGGAGUAAUUUGACAAUGUUUUUGCCCGUGUUAAGUGUUGAAGUAUUAUGAGUGGUUUUCGGAAGUGUUGUGAUUGCCGCAAAACUCAUUUAUUGUGAGAUUUACCGAAAGUGUUGACAGACAAAUCUCGGGCAUGUGCAGUUGAGCUUGUGCUACCCUGUGCCAAGCAUAAAAAUGCUGCGUGAUUGUUUAGUUUAGGUGAUUUUCUCUUAGAAAGCCUAUUCUGUGCUCCAAGAUUGUGGAUUCUUAACCUGUUUUCGGCCGACACUGAGCUGUGGGCUUCACGGUUUUACUGACUAAAAGAUUACAAUUUCUGGACGUUUCAAAUGUUGUUUAUUUCAUCGCAAAAUCCUGUUAGUUCUCAAGAGAACUUUACCGUCUAUUGCCAGCAGUAAUGCUGUCAUUAUUUAGCUUCAGUUAGUGACGUUUAACUACUUCCCAUUCCACUUAGAUGUCAAAUAGUUAAAAUGCACUUGAAAUUUCUUUAGCCACGUUUUAACAAAUCCAGGAAUUCAGCAAGCCUGAAUUUCUUUUUCAGGGUUUCAUUUUGCAACUGCAUAACUUGCAUCUUAAACUGGGAUGAUCUUCUUUGCAUUUAUUUAAUCAUUCUGCAGUUCCAAAUUUUGAAAUUCAUAUAAAAAUUAUUCAUUAUUACACAGGUUUGACUGAAAAUGUCAUCCUUCCCUAGUCCCUAGCCUAUGUGACAUUUUCUUAGAUAUUUUGUAAUAAGGUGUAGUUCCAAAAAAAAUAUCCAUACCCCCGCCCCCCUCCAUGGAGGGCACUUUUGUUUUAAAUCCCCCACCCCCCUGGAAUUUCCGUAAUUUUCCAACUUUGUUCAGCACCCCUGGAAAGAACAUUUCUGUCAAAAAUGCCGUUGCAGUAUACUUUGAUGUGAAAUAUAAUAACAUAUUGUCUCUGCGAUAAACAGAGAAGACAUCAUUUUAUUUGUGUUAAUACAGUGUCAAAUAAUCUCAACUUUGCCUUUUAGAAGUCUUUCUCAGUUAAUUUUUUUACGGCAGGUCACUGAGAACAAUCGAGGCGAUACGGCCGUACAUGACACAAGUGAUGCGAUCUCUCAAACUAGUGAAUUUCAAUUACUUCCUUUCAGUUAAAAACAUGUUGGAAGAAGGCUUAUUAGAACAUGACCACAUUACAUUGAAUACCACAAUGUAUUGUGUAACAAAGCAACUGAUAGAUAACCAGAAGAUUAUUCAUGAGCUUACGACAAUCAUGUUACAUAAACUAUCUUGUAAGCAGUGAAAAAAGCACUCAGCCGACUGGAAAUAAACGAUCAUCGAUGAAAACAAUAGUUGUUGGUUUGAAACACCAAUUAACAGUAAAAUAACUUAUAGCUUGCUUAUUACUCUUACUCGGAGCCCCCGGAAAAAAGGCUCAAGAGGCAAUCCCCCCCCCCACCCCCCACCUCUGAUUUUGCACUGCCCUCCAUGGGGGGUAUGGAUAUUUUCUGGAACUACACAAUUACUGCAAAGGAAGAUACAUAGAUAGAUAGACGCCUUUAUUUAAAAUCAGAAAGGAAUUACCCAGGGUAGUCCAUUCAGGGAGCUUACAAGGAAUACCUGCUAUCAAUAGGAGCCCUGAAUUCACUGACGAGACUAUAAAUAAUAAUAAUAAAAUAUGUAAAAGGUAAUAUAACUAAUGAACUAAUAACAAGAUCUUUUAAGAUUAAGGACAUUUAAAAUAACUAUUAAAAACGUACUUCCAUGGUAAUAAAAGGAUCUCUGGGAAGACUCGCAGAGGUGUCAAGGAGACAAGUUAAGUUUCGAAAUAAAUCAUUUUCUCAAAAAUGCAGUACACCUUUUUUUUUUUGCUGUUGAUGAAGUUCUGUGGUAGAAUUAUUGAACCACAAGUAAACAGAACAGAAUCCCAUACUAUAACCUACACAUGGCUGCAUGGGCAUUGUCUAGGAAACACAAACAGAACCAUUGCUGUUUAUUGUUUGGCAAACACUUUGUGACAUGUUUUUGUUGUUUUUCUACCAGGCACAAGCAGUAGCUGCUCAUAACCAGCAACCAUAUUCUCUGGGUGAGUGGUGUUCUUCGCUCUUUAAUUAUGUGAACAUACUUCGCAAAUUCUGAAAUAAAUGGCGGCCUCUUCAUUCCAAGUUAGCAAGUCUAACAGGCUACAGUUUGGGGUACUUGCCAUUUUAAGUAGUACUUAUUAAUUUUGUUGAUGUUGAAAAGAUGUAUUCGAUUUAUGACUUGGGAGAAUAAAUAACACAAGAUUAAAUACCUUGCUGCUCCUCCUGCUAAGGAUAUUGGUGACCAUUGACGCUCAGAAACCAUUGUUUUUAUAAGCUGGUUUUGUUGUUAUUUUGUUUUGUUUUUGCCAAUGCCUACUUGUUUAAAACUUUCCUCAUGAUUUGAUUUGUUAUAAUUCUCUUGUUUAUCAUUUUAGUGAAUCAUUCUACCCUUUUUUGUUGUUGUUGUUGUUGUUUUUUUUUUGCCUCUCUGAAUAAUUCCUGAGGGAAGUCAUUUUGACUCCAGUUUAGAGACUUGAAAUGGUUACAUGUAUCUUAGUACGUGACAUGUAUCUGUUUCACCAUGGUUCUCUGCGAAUGGAGUCUGAGGAUGUCAUGUGCACGUCCAGAUUCCAUUGUGCUUAUUGCACAGUCAUUUUGAUCACUUCAAAUCCUUCAUGCCAUAUAAACAACAAAACAACUCUUUUUUUGUGCAAACAAGUGCUUUUGUACUUUUAAUUUUUAAUGGUUCCUUAAACGCUCAUACAUAUAGGGUGUCACUGUGUUUUUAAAUAAAGGCAGGACAUUUCUAGUUACCAGGAUUGUCUUUGCUUAUUGCAGCAGCACCACCAGCUACAGCACCCCCUCAAUCCUCAGGAACUGCACAGCAAGUUGUAUCACCAAUUCCAGUUCCUUGUUUACAUUUGAAAGAUGACAGACCGCACCAGAGGUCACCUGGGUCUCCUGUUAUGUUUACACAGCAGGCCAUGCUCAAGGAUCCUAUCCCACAUCAUCCCUCUCCACAGCUUCCCUCGUUUUCUACACCAGGAUCUAAUUUAGUGUCUACAAGUCCACUUUCUCAUUCUUCAAAUGCUUCAAGUCCAGUGACUGUUUCCCAGCCCCCAGGUCCUUCAGUCAAUUUGCAGUUACUAGGAAAGUUUGUGGAUAAAAAUCUUGCUUUGCAUUUGUCAAACUGGCCAACAGAUGUUAUAGACAGACAGGUGAGAGCACUUGAGUGCCUUCAAAAACUUAUAAAAGUGAGUUUUUAAAGUGACUACCUAGGCAUGCAAGUGAAAAGUAUAACAAGUUGCAGAUCAUUGCCAACUUUACCUAAUAUCAAAAGUAAUUGGUCUUAAAUUGCUUAAAGGAAGUCAAUAUUCCAGUUCCUUUUAUAACACCAUCAUGAAUUUUGUGAUGUCCUUUGGUUGCCACUAUUGCUAUAUACUAAACAGCAUUGAUCCUCGACAAUAACAGCAACUUAAUGAAAUGUAUGUAAUUUAAAACAGCAGCACGCAGGAGAUGUAUAGUCUCUGUGUUUACAUACAAUUUCCAGUGCAUCCAAAUCGUCUUUUUAGAGUUUAUUAAUUACAAGUGAACACAAGAAUUUAUGGUAAAGCUGAAGAUUUCUCAGACUUUUCAUGAUAAGUGGAGUGUAUGAUUUUUGAGGAGUGAUACAUGAGAUGUGUUUAUUACAUGGAGGUAACAUUGGAUUUGUCAGAAGUUAGGGGCAGAAUUCUAUCUCUGAGGAAUGUGAUGUCAGUUGUAAUGUCACAUCAUGUAUUUCUUUUUUUUUUUAGCUGCAGAAAAUCUGGGAAGAAAGUACAUGCUUUGCAAAUGACAGUGAUAAAGCCAAAAUAGAACAGAUUCAACUUCAAUCGGAGACAGGUUUUAUGGAAAUGAGACUUGAGACUGCGAGCAGAAGGUGAGUUAUUACAGGCUCUUGGUAGACUUCGUAAAAGCCAACAGAAUGUAUGCAGAAUCAAUCAAGUAAACGGCUUGGCUUCCUGGGCCCAGGAAGUUAUCCACUAGAUUUAUCUAGUGGAUAACGUAGUUGGUUUCCCUAAUAUAAAAUAUUUAUCCGGUGGAUAGUGAUAUCCAGUGUUUGAAGAACUGGGUCCUGGUGGAGAUGAGUGUGUACUGGUCAUUACAUAUUUCCAGAAUAGAGCAACAACAAAAACAUAAAUUGCUGUCCUAACCUUAUGUGUAAAGUUAAUUCCCUGGCCCCAGUUGUUCAAAAGCUGGAUAGCACUUUCCAUCGGAUAAAUCUCUAUCCAGUGGAUAAGUAUCAUCCAGUGGAUAGCGGUGUCCUUCUUUGGAACUACUGGAGCUAG
Molecule: messenger RNA, 15323 nt
Organism: Porites evermanni
Lineage: Eukaryota; Metazoa; Cnidaria; Anthozoa; Scleractinia; Poritidae
Source: the annotation of a GenBank genome assembly